UCACUCCUCUCUCCUCUCUCACUCUUAAAAAAAAGACAGCUUUGAAGUGACAAACCCACUCCUACCCAAAAAUUCAGAUGUUAUAACGCUGUUUUUGGCAUUGCUGCAUUGUUAAUUCAAGGCUGACAAUUUAUAAUCAGUUUUUCAGGGUUUCUUUUAUUAUUUACUGUUUGACAUAAAUGCAAAGUGGAUUAAGGUCUGGAAAUCAAAAUAUCUUUUGCUACUUAUGGCUAUGAAGCCAUUAAAUAACAUAUGGAUUCGACGUCAGCAGUGUCCGUGUGGGGAUUGGAAAUGCUAUGUUAAGCAUGAAGGAGAUGAUCAGACAUCAAUAAAUUCUAAUAUUCUUAAGAAUGAGACACCGUCAACGUCAUCUUCAACAGAAGCUGUCUUCACACCUUAUGUAGGUCAAAUUUUCAAAACUGAUGAUGAUGCUUUUGAGUACUAUAGCAAUUUUGCUCGGAAGAAUGGAUUUUCGAUCAGGAAAGCAAGGUCAACUGAAAGCCAGAGUUUAGGGAUAUACAGACGAGAUUUUGUUUGUUAUCGAUCUGGAUUUAAUCAACCAAGAAAAAAGGCUAAUGUCGAGCAUCCUCGUGACCGAAAAUCUGUUAGAUGUGGAUGUGAUGCAAAAUUGUACCUUACAAAGGAAAUUGCGAAUGGUGUUACUCAAUGGUAUGUCUCACAAUUUAGCAAUGUUCAUAAUCAUGAAUUAUUGGAAGAUGACCAAGUACGCUUGCUGCCUGCUUAUCGGAAAAUACAGGAGGCUGAUCAAGAACGCAUUCUUUUAUUGUCCAAAGCAGGUUUUCCUGUUAAUCGUAUAGUGAAGGUGUUGGAGCUAGAAAAAGGUGUUCAACCUGGCCAGUUGCCCUUUAUAGAGAAGGAUGUUAGGAAUUUUGUUCGCACUUGUAAGAAAACUGUGCAAGAAAAUGAUGCUUUACUGACCGAGAAGAGAGAGAAUGAUACUUCAGAACUUCUUGAGGCCUGCAAAGCAAUGACAGAGAGGGAUGCAGAUUUUGUUUAUGACUAUACCACAGAUGAAAAUGAAAAAGUUGAAAACAUUGUAUGGUCAUAUGGAGAUUCUAUUCGUGCUUAUACAUUAUAUGGUGAUGUAGUUGCUUUUGACACCACAUAUCGUUCUAUUACAUAUGGCUUGCUCCUAGGAGUGUGGUUCGGCAUGGACAAUCAUGGUAAUACACUUUUGUUUGGAUGUGUUUUGUUGCAAGACGAAAGUUCACAUUCUUUUGCAUGGGCUUUACAGUGUUUUGUGCGCUUUAUGCAAGGAAGACAACCGCAGACGAUUAUGACUGAUAUAGAUUCAGGUCUUAGGGAUGCCAUAACAAGGGAGAUGCCUAACACUAAACAUAUUAUAUGCAUAUGGCACAUUCUGUCCAAAUUAUCCAGCUGGUUUUCUUCUGCUCUUGGAUCACAGUUUGAAGAGUUUAAAGCCGAAUUCAACAUAUUAUGUCACCUUGAAACUGUUGAAGAUUUUGAGCAGCAGUGGAAUUUGUUAGUUGCUAGAUUCGGACUUACUUCAGAUAAGCAUAUGGCUCUAGUCUUUUCAUAUCGAGGAUCCUGGUCAAUUGCUUACAUUCGAAAUUACUUUGUGGCUCGUACCAUGACAACUGAGUUUUCACACUCCUUAGAUAUAUUCUUAAAAAGAAUCUUGAAUGGACAAACUUGUUUGCAAGUAUUUUUUGAGCAGGUUGGUGUGGCUGCCAACUUUGGAAACCAAAGCGGAGAUCGGAUGCAAUAUACACAUAUAAAGACAUGCAUGCCAAUUGAAGAACAUGCACGGAGUAUUCUCACACCUUAUGCCUUUAAUGUGUUCCAAAAUGAAAUUGUUUUAUCUAUGCAAUACGGGACACAAGAAAUGGCAGAUGGCUCAUACCUUGUGAGACAUUACAAGAAAAUGGACGGGGAAUAUCUUGUUUGGAUACCAGAAGAUGAACAAAUUCAUUGUUCUUGCAAGGAAUUUGAACAUUCUGGAAUUUUAUGUAGGCACUCUCUUCGGGUACUUGCCGUCAAGAACUACUUUCAGCUUCCAGAAAAAUUCUAUCCUCUUCGUUGGCGACAAGAUCAUUCUUUGGUGACUGCGGAUUAUCAAAAUGCACAAAGCAACAGUGAUGAGUGUGCUCAAGCCUUUCAUUCUCUCGCUGCAACUCUAUUGACAGAAUCAUUGGUAUCCAAGGAACGGUUUACGUAUGUUCAUAGAGAACUUACAGGACUUCUUGAUCAUGUCAGAAAUAUGCCCGUGACAGAAGAAUUCUCUUUUAGUAUGGCCAACAACAAUAUUGAAUCUUAGCUUCAUGACAUGGUAAAUGGAGGUCGGUGCAGUUGUUAAUCCAUGCCCUCAGAGUUCGGGGAAAUUGGAUGAAAAUAUACAGAUGUCUAGAAGUUGCACAAAUAAGAAAAGUCAUUUGUCUCUAUUAAUUUGCACGUAUAUUGGCAAACAAAUUGGGGUUGGUGAAACACAGAUUUUUGGUUUUUCACCUCUUACCAUUGUAGAAUUAUGUUCCCGUUUUUCCUUAUUUAAUAUUUAUAGUGAAUUAAUACUUAAAAGGAUCGUGAAAUCCUUGUCACUUGCUGGUGAAAAUGUAAGAACGCAUUAUUUCUGCACAUCUCCGAUUUGACAGGCAACUGAUUUGUAUCAGUCCUUUUUCCUGAAGCUGAUUUUUCUCGGUUGCAAAGAUCAGGUUAUUGGCUAUGAUCUCAAUUCUUUUUUAACUGAGCUUUGAAGAUCUGCUAUGAGCCUAUGACAUGUUGACUGUUGCUCUAUAAUAUGACCGGCCAUAUGAGUAUCUUAUGCGGCAGAGCGAACUCUUCUACCAUCUUGCAUUUCCUCUGGCAGCUACGAUGUACUCCCCCGCCCCUAAACUGAACAUCUACAAAGUUUAGCUGGACAUUUAUUCCAGACAAAUAGGAACCAUUUUGAAACUGAAAUGUCUUGCCCAUACCUACAAACUGUCAUUACCUAGAUUUGUCCAUGUCUCUAUAAGUACAGCCGAGAAGUGAUAUCAUUAUUUGUCGGCUUAGAAUCAUAAAUUUCUGUCACAUAUAUACCAAAUUUGUGAUCAGAUUUCUAUCCUGAGCGUACACCAUACGAAGUGUAAGUUAAUUAAACAUUUUGAAUGCUUUCUUGUCUGCGUGGUUUUUAUCAGAAAGUAGACCAAACCAAAGCUCGUGGGGUCAUUUGGUGGUGAGAAGCAUGUUAAGGUACAGUGACAUUUGUGUCUGCCACUCUUUGCUGGAUUUCAGUUGAUCUUCUUUGAGCAUGCUCGGAUGCAACCGUGCCAAAAAAACCCGAGCAAAGUGGAAACAAAGUUGAGCCAACUAAUGAGAUGGAAGAUUGUUAAGACACAAUCUUAAAGAUUUUACAGACAACUCAUAACUUAACUAAUGUAUGAUGCUAAAACAAGAUUUUGGAUCCAACAUUUUAACCAGAGGAUAAGCAUGCACCUUAUUAAUGUUGGAAAUGGAUUUUUAAACUGCAUAAUACAUUUAGGGUAGAAAUCGACUCUGGAUAUGUAUAUAUAUAUAACAGUAUUAAUUUUAUAUAAUUUUCAUGAUUUGUUUGUUUGUU
Mercurialis annua (annual mercury) is the source of this 3577-nucleotide messenger RNA. Its product is annotated as putative protein FAR1-RELATED SEQUENCE 10. Gene Ontology annotation, molecular function: zinc ion binding. The record is from RefSeq and is a predicted model, not a curated record. Gene Ontology annotation, biological process: regulation of DNA-templated transcription. The transcript is spliced from 7 exons. The coding region runs from base 227 to 2299 and encodes 690 amino acids. NCBI's taxonomy places the organism in Eukaryota, Viridiplantae, Streptophyta, Magnoliopsida, Malpighiales, Euphorbiaceae.